Molecule: messenger RNA, 835 nt
Organism: Paramecium pentaurelia
Lineage: Eukaryota; Ciliophora; Oligohymenophorea; Peniculida; Parameciidae
Source: the annotation of a GenBank genome assembly
AUGGAUGUAAGACUUCUUAAAUAUGAUAUUUUUGCAUCUCCUGUAGCAAAUAAACCUUCAAAGGGAUAUCUUCCAAAAUUUGGUGAUAGAAGCUUGACUUCAUUAUUGAAGUAUAAAAAUGAAACAAUAAAAUAACCAAUCCAUUCUAAGAUAUUCAAACCAUAUGGAGAGGAAUCAGAAACAAAAACAUAAUAAAUCAUGUAUACAACUGCAAAGUUGUCUUAUUCAAGUUCUGUGAAAAAUAUAAAUAAAUUUCCAGAAGUUCAAUUAGAUCCAAAGGCUGUUAAAUUAUUAGGAUAAGGAAGACAUUAUUUAAGAAGUGAUUAUUAAACAAAAAGAAAAUAAUAAGAAGAGAAAUAAAAUAAAAUUAGAAAGAAUCAUUCAUCUGAUUAUUUGAUGUAAAAUAUACAACUGAAGUUUUGUGAGAAAUCUGUAAAAUCAUAAUUUAAAGCUAAUCUUAUUUUCUUUAAGAAAACAAAAAAUAUUGCAGCCUAGAUUUAAUUAUUGAAAAAAGAAGAAGAAAGAAAAUCAAUGCCUGAUCUAAAAAAUGAGAAUUAUGAUUCAAGAUAAAGAAAAAUAAAAAUACCUGUUUAGAAAUAAUAACAUACUGAUCAUUCUAUGUUUUCAAGCACUUUUAGAGAUAACUUUUUGAAAAGCCAAAGGAGUAAUAUGCAUCCAAAACCAGUUAGUUAAGAGAAAUCUACAAGACAGGGACAUAAAAAGACUCAAUCUGUCUAGUAAAGCUUAUUUAAUAAUAGUUAGAACUUAGAGUCAACUGGAAGAAGGAAAUAAAGAAGUGCCACUUUUCAGCAAUAAUUAUCAACCUAAUAAUUGA